CCCCUUACAACCAACCCCCCUCCCCUUUUCACAAACAACUAUACAGCCUCAUUUUUUUUUUGUGUUUCUCACCACCGUUUAUUUCCAUCAUCCUCUAGCUCCGCAAAGAUAUCCCCGUCAUUGGUUUGCACCCACCAUGCCAGCCGAUGAUGUAUCCAGUCACAAGCGCUCCGAAUGUUUUCAUCCCCGAAUCAUCGCCUCACGCCUCCGGCCACCCGAAGCCCAGCUUGAUGCCCGUCAUCAUGCCCUGCAUAUCCUCUCCUUCUCAGUUCCCACCCCGCUCAGCUGCUAACCCACGCACCCCUGGCCAGGUUGCUUCCCGCGACGAUGCCUCCAAUGACUCUACCAGAUUGCCCACGCCAAACUCGUCCGGAUGGCAGUCUCCUCACGGAAGUCCUCGGCUUUCGGCCCUGGCCUCUCCUCCGCUCACGCCUGCCGGCUCAGAUCCCGACAAGAGGUUAAAUAAGGACACCGGUGCCGCCGGUACUCCCGGUACCUCCAUCAGCGAUUCACAUCACAUUAUAACUCCGCAGCCUUCGAGCCCUACCGCCGACAAGGCGCCUUCUUCCACCACUGGUGCUGCUGAUCGGAAAGCAGCCCUCGCCCACCGGCCUGUUUCUUCGUCUGACCACGCCAUGUCCAGGGCCUCAUCGUCCACCGACGAUCAUCGCCCAGAGUCUCGAGGGCUCCACAGAAAGGACUUCUUCUCUGUCGGGCCCAGCUCCGUCCCCGUGUCCCGUGAAUCCAGCCCGUCCAGGAGCUCAGCCGCACACUACUACUCCAAGCCAAUGGCUCAGCACAGUGACGCCAACGAUCCGUAUGCAAAGGGCCGUCGCCCCCCUCAGCAGCAGCACCCCACCCGUCACUCAGUCGACCCACGAUUCAUCUUCUCCAUCUCCAGGAAGAAGAAGGACCGAAAUGGCCCAUCGCCCACCUCGUCAAAGGCAAGCGUCGGCGUGUACGGCCAGUCCAGGCAGAGCGACGAUUCUGGAUCGACUGACGGUGUCCACGGACAUGCGGCUGCGGGCUCCAUGUCCGACCUGAAGCGCUUCUUCCGAAAGUCAGGCCACCACAAGAAGCGGGACCAUUCGCCGUCAUCCAUCAAGUCAUCGUCCAAAUCCAGUCAGGCCAGCCGCUCCAGCCAACAGCUGCCCUUUGGCGACGACCAUGGCUUGACCUCCAAGUAUGGCAAACUCGGCAAGGUGCUGGGCUCUGGUGCUGGAGGUUCCGUUCGGCUCAUGCGUCGGACCGAAGACGGCACUGUUUUCGCCGUAAAGGAAUUCAGGGCCCGACACACCUAUGAGACGGAGAGGGAGUACAACAAGAAGGUGACGGCCGAGUUCUGCGUGGGAUCAACCCUCCACCACGGCAACGUCAUCGAGACCCUGGACAUCCUGCAGGAGAAGGGGCGCUGGUUUGAGGUCAUGGAAUAUGCGCCCUUUGACCUCUUCGCCAUUGUCAUGACUGGCAGGAUGUCGCGGGAGGAGAUUCGAUGCAGCUUCCUGCAGAUCCUCAACGGUGUCACCUACCUGCACAGCAUGGGUCUCGCCCAUCGAGACUUGAAGCUCGACAAUGUCGUCGUUAGCGAAAAGGGCAUCAUGAAGAUUAUCGAUUUUGGUAGUGCCCAUGUCUUCAAGUAUCCUUUUGAAAGCGGAUCCGUUCCCGCCAAGGGCAUUGUUGGUUCCGACCCGUAUUUGGCGCCUGAGGUUUACGAUUCCAAGGAGUACAACGCCGAAGAAGUCGACAUUUGGUCGCUUGCCAUCAUCUUCUGCUGCAUGACUUUGCGCCGCUUCCCCUGGAAGAUUCCCCGCAUGACGGACAAUUCGUACAAGCUGUUCGCAGCCAGCCCGACUCCUGGCCACGACCCCGGCAAACUGCUGCGCCCCAAAUCCACCAACGACCUGUCAUCUGUGGCUGCUCGAGAAUUUUUGCCCGAUGACGAUGCCAAGUCUCAACGCGGCGGCGGGCACAAGAGGCAGGAUUCGGAUUCCCCCUCUGCUACAGGCACCGACCUGCCACAGCUUCCAAUCCCGGGCGUCAGCGUGCCCGACAGGUCGAAAGAAGUCGUUCGAGGACCCUGGAGGAUUCUCCGGCUGCUCCCCCGCGAAAGCCGCCACAUCAUCCAUCGCAUGCUGGACAUCAACCCCAAGUCUCGAGCCAGAAUGGGCGAGAUUUUGGAGGAGCCAUGGAUUGCCGAUACCGUCAUUUGCCAACAGGUCGACGGCGGUGAAGUCAUCCCAGCCUGCGACCACAAACAUGUUCUGGAGCCUCCCAACUCUCAGCCGCCUCCCCCGAAAAAGGUCUAAGCCGAGGUGCUAGUUUCCUGGACAAAGCAAAACUUAUUCGUUAUCAUUCUCAUCAUUUUUUUUUUUUUUCCAAUUCGCCUCAUUCUACGACUCUCUCUUUAUGCAUCUUAUCUCAUACCAUCUCUAACUCACAUCUCUCUUUUCUAUAUACGUUUGUUGGGCGUUUUUCACUGUUUUAUUGGCUUUGCAUCAUGGGAAGAAAUUGCACAAUACCAAAUAUUUUUUUUUCUUUUUAAAAAAAGAGCGAAAGGGGACUACGACUCAGAGA
Trichoderma asperellum CBS 433.97 is the source of this 2574-nucleotide messenger RNA. RefSeq lists its product as uncharacterized. Gene Ontology annotation, cellular component: cytosol. NCBI's taxonomy places the organism in Eukaryota, Fungi, Ascomycota, Sordariomycetes, Hypocreales, Hypocreaceae. Gene Ontology annotation, biological process: intracellular signal transduction; protein phosphorylation. Gene Ontology annotation, molecular function: protein serine/threonine kinase activity; ATP binding. The record is from RefSeq and is a predicted model, not a curated record.